Messenger RNA from Cladocopium goreaui, 669 nucleotides. The record is from the annotation of a GenBank genome assembly. Lineage: Eukaryota; Dinophyceae; Suessiales; Symbiodiniaceae.
AUGGCGCUAGCACUAGGCAUGCCGCAGGCCUUUGCGCCGCCGGGUCAGGACCAGUUGCAAAUGGCCAUGGACCCGACGGCACCUCGUGUGAAGGUUAUAUCUCCUGGGUGUGAACUACGCCUCAUCGUAGAUGAUGACAAACACGCUCGGGUGAAGUUAAUACCUCAGCAAUUUCCUACUUCCCGACCUGGUCAGCCAGCAGAGGCGAGCGCGGAGAUUUUUGGGGCAGAAAUGGUGGCUGGGCAGGACUAUCCUCUGCUUGGUGGCACUCGCACGGCCAUUUUCUCAUGGCAUGGCUGCAAAGUCCAGGUUUCAGGGCCCACGGUGCAGGAGUAUGACGCCCCCAACGUGGUGAUGCGGGACUACUUGUGCUGUGCGGCUGUAUUGGAGCAACGGCGCAUGCGGGCGGACGACUUGGGUUUGCCAGCGCCGAGGGUCUUGGUUUGUGGGAAUGCCUUUUCAGGGAAAAGUGCUUUGUGUCAGAUCCUUUGCAACUACGCACUGAGACGGGUCUGCCUGGCAAAGUGCUCUGUUGUUCGCAAAAUUUUGUUGCUUUUGGUCACUGACUGUGGACAGACCCAGCAAUCCAGCAUGAUGUUUCCGGAUCCUCUCUGCGCUGGAUGUAUAGCUGGAGUGGCUAUGAAUUUAUCGAAAUUUCUUCAUAUCUGA